CUAGUGAAAUAUACCUAAUGAUUUUGUAAAUAUCACAGCAUGGACACAUCAAAUCCAUCAGGAAUGUAUGGUAUUUCUCACAGAAAUUCAGAUGAUUCUACAGGAAUAAAUAUUGUUAGGCUGACAGUAUUUCAAUCCAUAUAAUAUAUUCCUGUCAUCUCUACGAUCCACGCCACCGUUCUAACAGCUCAAAACGUUGAUUCCGACAGAAUUCCUAUGAAUCCCACAAUUCAAUCCGCUACUCUGGGAAGUACGCGCCAACGCGGUCAUUCGCGUUGGUUGUUGGAUACGGAUAAUAUGUGGAAUACGCCAUUUUUCUGUGCGAGUGCUGUGGUUGUGAUUGUGAAUUACUGCGUUACUUAAAAAAUAAUUAUGUCGACCUCAAGUGCCGCUAAUACUGACUAUAUAUAUAUGAUUCAGCCGCCUCAAAUCAAAGCCAAGAUGGGGAAGAUAGAAUAUAUACAUUGAUUGGUGAACCGACUGAUUCGAUGGCAGUAGCCGCCAGCGACGAUGAUGUCGCCGGCUAUUUAAGAGGAUGGGGUUUGGCCAAUUACAUCGAAACAUUCAGAACAAACCAUGUUAUCCUGCACAGCCUUCCAUUUCUCAAAGAUGAUGUGGUGAAAGAGCUUAUUUCCUAUAUAGGGCACAGAGCUCAGUUUCUGUCCCACUGGGCGAAAUGGAAGGCGUCAAUGCAUACUGCUCCUACAUAUUCACCAUCACCGAACAUGGAACCAUCCAAAAGUAUGGAAAACACUGAUGAACGCACCUCGGAACUCAUGCACCACGACUCUUCUCAUCAAGACACGAGAAAUGCUCUCCUCAAAUUAUUGAACGAAACAAAUGAUGAUGAAGCAUUGCUGGCCGAGGAAAAGACUAGGGGCUGUCUCUCCUCAAAGGGGCGAUCCACUUUGUGCAAGCUUAUUAUAAGAAGAGAACUGCAAGGUAACCCUACGGAAAGAAUAUCGGGGACAGACUUCUGGCCAUAAAUACCUAUCGUGGUUAAAAUAGUGGAAUUACGGUGUACGCCAGAAAUCAUUAUUUUAUGUUUUUCUUUCAUCACAUUCAUUCUAAACAAAUUAUUCAAUGUUUUUUCAAUAAACAAAUUUUAUUUUGGGACAUCUUGAAUAUCAUAUUUUUAUACCCAACCUAUAUUAGGAGUGAAUACUCUGUUCAAUGUGUAUUGAACUAUGGAAAUAUUACAUAUAAUAUUCUAUUGUAAUUGUCUACCUGAUGGGUUAUUCCUUUGUUUGUAUUCAUUUGCUGAUUUGGGAUUGUGAAAAUAUACUGUCUGUCUUGAUAUAAUAACGAGCACCCCUAGAGGUAAUUAGUCACUAAAAAUAUUGUUAGUCCUUUCGUGUGCUCCAAGAGAUAAAAAAAAGAAUAGCGAACCGUAUAGUGCCCUUUUUCACAGCUGUAGGUAUAUAUAUGAAUAUAUAAAGUUCGGUGUUAUUUGGCGAAUAAAUUCAAUUAGUGGCUGACUUUCCCUAGAACAAACUGUGAGACUGUUAGACUGUAA
Phaedon cochleariae (mustard beetle) is the source of this 1516-nucleotide messenger RNA. The record is from the annotation of a GenBank genome assembly. Lineage: Eukaryota; Metazoa; Arthropoda; Insecta; Coleoptera; Chrysomelidae.